AUGAGAAGGAUGGAUCCGAGGGUGUUCCAAUCCCUUCUCCCCGUAGUAAGCACCCAGGACGACAAAGAAAUUGGAGUCAUCGACAUCCCAGAAAGACGAGAAGUACUGGAGAUAAUAAUUCAUGCGCUAUACGACAGAGCAUGGCUUAGCGACGGCGGCUCGCUGGACCACCUCGAAGAAGCUCUGGAUCGUAUGUCGACUUACACUAUCCGACCCAGUCUUCACAUAGGGGCCAGCAGCCAUAUGCACGGCAUCCUCCUUCAGCAUGCGGCUCUGUCGCCAUUCCGCGUCUACGCCUUAGCUGCAAGGCAUGGCCUACAGGACCUCGCUGUGCGAUCUUCUACGUACACCCUCGUGGAAAGCUUGGAAGCGCUGACCGACGAUCUUGCUAGCGGAAUGGGGGCGGUUUACCUGAGAAAGAUUCUAUGCCUUCACAUGGAACGGAGGAAUGUGAUAAAAGCCCUCCUUGCUCAGAAACCCAGUCCUCACCAGGCUUCCACGAGCUGCACGCAGGUGGACCGAGAGAACUUGGCUUUUGCCUGGGUUCUGGCUGCGACCUCUUUUCUUGCGGACACGUCUAGCGGCGAGUAUAGCCCGGAUUUCUUGGAGUAUCACAGCACUCUAACGUCGACCUACCAGACAUUUCAAACGAGGAGCUUUUUCAAGCCUUCGCUCCUCUGGGGGAUGACCUUCAGUGCGACGACUGCAAGGCCUCUCUCAAGCUCCAUAUUCAAGGUAUCAUCGAUCGCUGGUCUGGAGUGA
Messenger RNA from Coprinopsis cinerea okayama7#130, 762 nucleotides. RefSeq lists its product as hypothetical. NCBI's taxonomy places the organism in Eukaryota, Fungi, Basidiomycota, Agaricomycetes, Agaricales, Psathyrellaceae. The coding region runs from base 1 to 762 and encodes 253 amino acids. The transcript has a single exon. The record is from RefSeq and is a predicted model, not a curated record.